Molecule: messenger RNA, 1161 nt
Organism: Prorocentrum cordatum
Lineage: Eukaryota; Dinophyceae; Prorocentrales; Prorocentraceae
Source: the annotation of a GenBank genome assembly
AUGACAGGUCUUGUGCAGACGGGGACUAUUGCUGCAAAACGAACUGCGACGACUUCGGAGGACCUCGCUUGUGCUCAGAUGCCAUGCCACAAUCGACAGAAGCAAGUUCUCUCACCGAAUGUCCAUGGAGCAGCACUUCUGGCGAGGAUGGCAUGCUGGAGUGCAUGGACGGCACGAGGUGCGACGGCCCGAGCAAUUGGUCUUGCUGCUCGGCACACGGCGUGCAUGGACGGCACGAGGUGCGACGGCCCGAGCAGUUGGUCUUGCUGCUCGGCACACGGCGGCCGCGCAAAGUGCCCGAGAGACAAGCCAGUAAUGUGCAACGAGAUGUCGUGUGGAGACGGGGACUAUUGCUGCAAGGCCUCCUGCGAUGAUUUCGCAGGGCCUCGCUCGUGCCCGGGUGUCAGCCCACUCCCCUCACCAGCGAAUGCACCUUCAAUUCUGAUGCUGGGCAAUUCCUACACGUACUACAAUGGGGGAGUGGAUGGUGUUUUGCGGACGUUCGCCAUUUCGUUCGGCAAUGCACCGCGCGUGCGGGCGCUAACCAAGGGAGGAUCGAACUGGCAAUACCACCUGCAGCAAGUUACAGCUUCGGGUACCAAUCACCAUGCUGCCUUGGUGGGCAGCAGCGCUUUCGAUUUCGUCGUCCUUCAAGACCAGUCUCACGUACCCAGCUUGUGUUGCUACACGAGCCCGAGGUAUGUUGAUCCAGACUUUGAUGCGUCAGCGAAGGCAUUAGUUCAACUUGAUGCAGUGGUAAAAGCAGCGGGUGCUGUCACUGUUCUAUACCAGACUUGGGGACGCCGUGACAGCCUGACCCGGAAGCCUUAUUUUUCAUCUUUCGAAGCCAUGAGCGAGGCGGUGCAGCAGGGCUACAAGCACUAUGCAUCCUUGAUCACGACCUCCGACCGUAAGCCCAUCGUUGCGCCUGUAGGCAAGGCCUUCCAACUGAUCCACGACGAGGACUACAAUCUUUUCUACCGGCUCUACGACCCCGAUGCCACUCAUCCUUCCGCCUUGGGCACCUACCUCGCGGCCUGCGUCAUCUUCGCCAGUGUUACACGAGAAUCUCCGUUGGGACUUCCGACUGCGCUUGGCAUCUCAGCAGGAGAGGCCGUACGCUUGCAGAGCAAGGCUGCCAUGGCAGUUGCGCUAGCAUGA